AUGCCGACAGCGGAGGAGAAGAUGUCGAAGAAAAACAAAGACGUGAUCCGGCUAGAGCAAGAAUCCGUCAUACCUGUCCUCAAGCCAAGGCUCAUCGUCCACUUGGCCAACCUCAUUGAACAUAGCUCUGAUCGUACUGAGUUUUUGAAACUAUGUAAGAGAGUGGAGUACACAAUCCGAGCUUGGUACAUGUUGCAGUUUGAGGACCUCAUGCAAUUGUACUCUCUCUUUGAUCCUGUCCAUGGCACUCAGAAAUUGGAGCAACAGCGGUUAUCUUCAGAUGAAAUUGACGUUCUUGAGCAGAAUUUCUUGAGAUAUUUGUUUCAGGUUAUGGAGAAAAGCAAUUUCAAAAUAGCCACUCAAGAAGAGAUUGAGGUUGCGCAUUCAGGGCAGUAUCUCCUCAAUCUGCCCAUCACAGUUGAUGAAUCUAAGCUUGAUAAGAAGCUUUUGAAGAGUUUCUUCGAAUCUAAUCCUCAUGAGAACCUUCCUGAUUUUGCCGAUAAGUACAUAAUAUUCCGGCGUGGGAUCGGCAUUGAUAAGACAACUGAUUAUUUUUUCAUGGAGAAAGUGGAUGUGAUCAUUUCACGUUUCUGGUCAUGGAUUUUGAGAAAGACCAGAUUAGAGAAGGUUCUUUCGAGAAGAUCAAGUUCACGGCUUAAGAAGGAUCCAAAAAAAGACGAUGGAAUUGUCUCUGAAGCAGAAUCUGAUGACUUAUACGUUGAGCGUGUCCGUCUUGAGAAUAUGGAGCUAAGGUUUUCUGAAACAGUCUGCUGUAGUGUUUCUUAUCAUUGUCCUUUUUGUUCUUCUUCUUUACGGAACUUGUUGAGUAAACUUACAAUUCAAGAACCCACUUUUGAUAGGAUCAUUGUUGUCUACAGAAUCCGUUGUGGCAGUGCUAGGCGAGCAAGUUCUAAAAUAAAAUCAGAGCGAGGCAUAUAUGUGAAGCAUUUCAAAAACAUUCCAUGGCCGAUAUGGAAAUUGUCCUGGUGUGUACUCUUAUCUUCUUUCUUGCCAGAGAAAAAGAAUCCAGGUUUAACUCCAAUGGAUUGGGUUAAAUUUCUUAUAUCUGCAGUUGUAGGACUGGUCGCUGUUGUUGGAUCUGUUGAAAUGCCCAAAGCUGACCUGUGGGUGAUUUUUGCUAUUCUUUCCACAGUGAUUGGUUAUUGUGCUAGAUUUACUUCACGUAAAGGGCAGGCUCACAAUACUUGUAUUAGUAAUGAUCUGAUGCUGAUUGUGGACUUUCUGAGGUUUCAACAGAAUAUGGCUACUUAUCAGAACCUAAUAACUCAAUCUAUGUAUGACAAGCAGUUGGAUAGUGGAAGGGGCACUCUUCUUCACUUGUGUGAUGACGUAAUUCAGCAAGAAGUGAAAGAGGUCAUAAUUUCAUUUUUCAUAUUGAUGGAAAACGGGAAAGCCACUUUGGAGGAUCUUGAUCAGCAAUGUGAGGAAUUAAUACGAGAUGAGUUUGGUGAACGCUGUAAUUUUGAUGUUGAUGAUGCGGUUCACAAAUUGGAGAAAUUGGGCAUAGUUUGUCGCGAUACAAUUGGAAGGUAUUACAGCGUUGGGCUAAAAAGGGCGAAUGAGAUCAUCGGCACAACCACCGAAGAACUUGUACUGAAAGCUAAACAAGGAUCUGCUUCUGCUUGAAAUAUAGUAUUAUGACUAUGAGCAGCCUUUGAAUUUCAGGUCCUUUGUUUUGCUUCCAAUGGCGUAAAACCUGAAAAUUUAAGAGUGCGAUAGUUCUAGUUUUAGUAGUUGAUUGAAGAUGUCCAUUUUAGUUGUCUUGUAGAUGUUGGAUGCGGCGUGGUUGUAAUUCGGUGAAACUGAAUGCACCGUCACUAGUUAUUUUUAUUUAUUUUAUUAUGUUCAAUUUUUAGUCAUGUAUUCUUUCAUUAUUAGGUGCGCUAUCUUGUACUAAAUUGCAUGCUUUCUAGUUUCUACCACAUCCACUGAUCCACACG
This is a messenger RNA of Striga asiatica, 1961 nucleotides long. The record is from the annotation of a GenBank genome assembly. NCBI's taxonomy places the organism in Eukaryota, Viridiplantae, Streptophyta, Magnoliopsida, Lamiales, Orobanchaceae.